CUAGAUUAGCACUAACCCGAUAAACUAGGAAAAGUAUUACACUCUUUAUUAUUAUUAUGAUUAUUCUGAAUUUUGCUUUUGCAUCAGAAAACAAAAUCUAGUCAUUCAGUUCAAAGGAGAGAUUCUUGCAGUGUCAGUGGGUCAUAUAUUUAAUUUAUAAUAUUUUUCUCUUUCUUCUCCUUGCUUUGCCGUCAACGUUUUCAUAGCAGUGGCUAAUGAUGCCGGAGAAGAAGGUUGUUCUUGAUUCAGAGAUUAAGAGUUAUAGGAAUGGUGAAACCUGGGAUUUUGAGAAUGACAUCAAUGACAUCUCUGUUUCUGAUGAUGGUGUUUUGUUGGGUGUGGAUGGUGGAACUACCUCAACUGUUUGCAUUUGUAUGCCUAUGUUGAUGAAGAUCAUUCCUUUUUCUCAUUCUCACCUUCAAUCUCUUCCUAUUCUUUCUAGGGCUGUUGCUGGUUGCUCUAAUCACAAUAGUGUUGGAGACAUUGCUGCAAGGGAAACAUUAGAGCAAGUUAUGGCAGAUGCCCUAGCAAAGUGUGGUUCAAAACGAUCUUCGGUCCGAGCUGUUUGUUUGGCUGUGUCUGGUGUUAACCAUCCAACAGAUCAACAAAGAAUUCUCACUUGGCUUAGGGAUAUAUUUCCAAGUCAUGUGAGGCUAUAUGUUCAUAAUGAUGCUGUGGCUGCUCUUGCAAGUGGAACAAUUGGUAAACUUCAUGGAUGUGUAUUAAUUGCUGGCACAGGGUCCAUUGCAUAUGGAUUUACUGAAGAUGGAAAAGAAGCAAGGGCUGCUGGUGCAGGGCCUGUCUUAGGUGACUGGGGGAGUGGAUAUGGAAUAGCUGCACAGGCAUUAACAGCGGUAAUAAGAGCGCAUGAUGGUCGCGGUCCAAGUACAAUGCUGACAACUAGUAUUUUAGAAACGCUUGGUCUUUCUUCUGCAGAAGAUUUGAUUGGGUGGACCUACGCAGAUCCAUCUUGGGCCCGCAUUGCGGCGCUUGUUCCAGUUGUAGUAUCCUGUGCAGAGGCUGAGGAUGAGGUUGCAAAUAAGAUCUUGCUAGAAUCUGCGCAAGAACUUGCUUCAAGUGUUAAAGCUGUUGUAGGGAGACUUGGAUUGUGUGGUCAAGAUGGAAAGGAUGCUUUUCCCCUUGUGAUGGUCGGUGGUGUUCUUGAAGCAAAUACAAAGUGGGAUGUCGGGAAAGAAGUAAUAAAAUGCAUUUCCAAAUUUUUUCCUAGGGUGCUUCCGGUUAGACCUAAGGUGGAGCCUGCUGUUGGAGCAGCAUGGUUAGCUUGGAAUUUUUUCAUGAAAGAAUAUCAAAAGGAAUUAUGCGGCCACUGACAAUUGGAGUGGAAUAAGAGAGAACAAUUUUUUUUUAUUUUUUUUUUUAAAGGAAGUGACAAUUCCAAUUCUUGGCUGUAAAGUAAAAUGUAUAUGCCAUAUAGUUGCUAUGCUCGUGUAAAUAAUUACCAAUGGUGUAAUCAUAAGAGUGUUGUGACUAUAUUGUCACAUAAAACUAUUAAUAUUUUUAGAGUUCUUUUUUAUAAUUACAUUUAAUGGAUUAUCUUUCAACUA
Cicer arietinum (chickpea) is the source of this 1565-nucleotide messenger RNA. RefSeq lists its product as uncharacterized. The record is from RefSeq and is a predicted model, not a curated record. NCBI's taxonomy places the organism in Eukaryota, Viridiplantae, Streptophyta, Magnoliopsida, Fabales, Fabaceae.